Talpa occidentalis (Iberian mole) is the source of this 1410-nucleotide messenger RNA. It is a transcript of the gene APCDD1L, whose product is annotated as APC down-regulated 1 like. The transcript is spliced from 5 exons. The coding region runs from base 1 to 1410 and encodes 469 amino acids. Gene Ontology annotation, biological process: negative regulation of Wnt signaling pathway. Gene Ontology annotation, molecular function: Wnt-protein binding. The record is from RefSeq and is a predicted model, not a curated record. Lineage: Eukaryota; Metazoa; Chordata; Mammalia; Eulipotyphla; Talpidae. Gene Ontology annotation, cellular component: plasma membrane.
AUGUUGGAAUUAACCUGCGCUGGCACUGCAGUGGCGGCCAAGACAGCAGGGGGCAGUCGCCUGCACUGGGAGCCUCCGUGCCAGCAGUCCCUGGCCAGCAGAGCGCCCAGCACUGCCCUGCUGCCCCCGCGCCUGGACGGACACUGGAUCUCCACUGGCUGCGAGGUGCGGCCUGGACCCGAGUUCCUCACCCGCGCCUACACCUUCUACCCCAGCCGCCUCUUCCGAGCCUACCAGUUCUACUACGAGGACCCCUCCUGCCGGGAGCCGGCCCACUCCCUGCUCAUCAAGGGCAAGGUCCGCCUGCGCAGGGCCUCCUGGGUCACGCAGGGCGCCAUGGAGGCCGACUACCACCUGCACAAAGUGGGCAUCGUCUUCCACAGCGGCCACGCCCUGCUCAGCGUCGCCGCGCGCCUCAACCAGACCCAGGCCGGCCGGGACUGCGCCCGGCGGCUGCCCCCCGCCCGGGCCUGGCUACCUGGGGCGCUGUACGGGCUGCUGACCGCCCGCGGGGAGCUGGACUGCACGGCCGCCCUGGGCUUCAGCAUGCACGAGCUCAGCCUGGUGCGCGUGCAGCGCCGCCUGCAGGCGCAGCCCCUCGCAGGGCCCCGGCUGGUGGAGGAGCUGUUCCUCGGGGACAUCCACACGGACCCGGCAGAGCGGCAGCACUACCGGCCCACCGGCUACCAGCACCCACUGCAGAGCGCCCUGCGCCACGCCCGCCCCUGCCCGGCCUGCGGCCUCAUCGCGCGCGCCGACGAGCACCACCCGCCCGUGCUGCCCGCGCGGGAGGCGCUGCCGCUGCGCCUGGGCGGCCGCUGGGUGAGCGCCGGCUGCGAGGCGCGCCCGGCCGUGCUGUUCCUCACGCGCCUCUUCACGUUCCGCGCGCGCGGCCGCGCCUGGGAGGGCCGCUACCACCACUUCUCCGACCCCGCCUGCCGCCGGCCCACCUUCUCCGUGGCCGCCGCCGGCCGCUACUCGCGCGGGGCGCCCUCGGCCGCGGUGCGGGGCGGCACGGAGCUGGCGUUCCGCGUGACGCGCGCCCGGGUGACGCCCCGCGACGCGGCCACCACGGCGCUGCUCAACGGGGCGGCGCCCGGCAGCUGCGGGGGCCCGGGGCGCUGGGCGCGGGGGGCCGAGCGGGACGUCACGGCCACCCGCGGGUGCCGGCCCCUGGGCCUCCGCCUGCCGCACGUGGAGUACGAGCUCUUCAAGGUGGAGCGCGACGCCCUGGGGCGCAGCCUGCUCUUCAUCGGGCAGAGGCCCACCGACGGCUCGAGCCCCGACACCCCGGAGCGGCGCCCCACCUCCUUCCAGGCGCCCCUGGUGCGGUCUCCUCCCCAGCAAAAUGAGCUUCCUCCUGAUGAGCCCGGAGCAUCCAGCCUGGCGCCGGCUGGGACUCGCACGUGA